Colossoma macropomum (tambaqui) is the source of this 3596-nucleotide messenger RNA. RefSeq names its product nuclear receptor coactivator 7-like. Gene Ontology annotation, cellular component: nucleus. The coding region runs from base 402 to 839 and encodes 145 amino acids. The record is from RefSeq and is a predicted model, not a curated record. The transcript is spliced from 6 exons. NCBI's taxonomy places the organism in Eukaryota, Metazoa, Chordata, Actinopteri, Characiformes, Serrasalmidae. Gene Ontology annotation, biological process: response to oxidative stress.
CUCACUCGCACGCGCACUCACUUCCGUGCGCUUACACACUUGUAUAUUACGUUAACUUACCUGAGUACAGGACUACCAGCAGCCUGAAAGAUGCUGAAAUCUCUGCGUUUCCAGUUGAUGGUCAGGAAAAACAAGCCUUCCCGAACUUGGUAUGAAGGAAGUGUUGAAGAUGAGGAGGAGGAGGAGAGAAGGAAGAAGACGAAGACUUCCAUGUGGUGGAGGUCGAGGAUGAUCAAGUGGACAGACAGAGCCUGGACAGUGCUUGUUCCGCAUGGGAGGUCUCACCUACGCUGGGACUGGAGGAGAUCAACUUAAAUCUGCUGUGUGAUCUGAAGCUCUCAGAGCCAAGCAAACUGCUCAGCCUCAGUCAGAUACAGCAGCUCUCUCAGCACUUCCCCGACAUGCUGAGCGUCUGCAAUUGGAUGCUGAUCUAUGAGACACAAACCCACGGCAGCAGCCUCAGCACGCUGUACAGGAUGGCCGAACAGCUGGACCACUGCAUGGUUCUGAUGAUCCAAGACUCCUUUGGCCAGGUAUUUGGCGUCAUAUGCUCCGCCCCUCUUAGAGUGAGCUCUCACUACUACGGCACAGGACAAACCUUUCUGUUCUCCUUUUCCCCACAUCUACAGGUUUACAAAUGGACCGGUGACAACUCAUACUUCAUUAAAGGAAGCGUGGAUUCCCUGCAUUUUGGCGGAGGAAGGGGCAGGUUUGGACUGUGGCUGAACAGCGACCUGAUCCGGGGUCGAAGUCAGAACUGCGACACGUUUGAUAACGACAUUUUGUCCACCGAAGAAGAUUUCAUGAUUAAUGAAAUAGAAGUGUGGGCCCUUGUCUGACUGCACGCCUCCAGAGGCUUUGUUGUAUUCUUAUCUGAGGAAGAUCAGACGCGCAUCACCCCAGCUGGGGCGGUGUGAACAAAAACGGCAGUGUGAACCGGCACAGAUGGUUUCGGUGCCGGUGCCGGCAAGAGAGGGCUUACGACGAUGACGAGGGAAAGCUUUUCCAAUAAGAAAAUAGUGCCUGUUUACUUCAUGUGCACUAACUUGGAUUGAGACCCUAACUUGGUUUUUUAUGGCAAUACUGCCACCCAGAGGCCAACCUCUGGAAUGUAUGGAGAAGAAGAGUUUAGAGGAUUACUCUCUGGCACCACUAGAGUGUGCUAGGAGCAAAGAAAAAUCAACUUUGGAUGGAUUUGACAUGAAGGGCCAGAUUACCAGUCCAGGAUUAAGUCUAAACCUAGACUGAGAGGUGGUUUUAGCAGUAAGCCUUCGCAGUAAUGAUGAUAAUGAUGAUGAUGAUAACUUUAUUAAUAGAAGUAAUGAGGUUGCACAGUAAUGGGUGAAAUGUAUUAAAUAGUAAAACCACUGGCAUUACAAUUUUGUCCAAGAAUACACUCUUUAAAAAGAUUCUUCAGGGGUUCUUCAAUAAAGAAAAUGGUUCUGUAUAGAACCAUGAACACUCACUGCAUCCUUUGCAUGAUUAAAGGGUUCCUUGUAUCAUGAAAUGGUUUUCAGAUUGAUUGAGAAUGUGCUGUAGAUGGUUCUGUAUAAAUAAAAUAGUCACUUAGUAUAUUGAAAUAAUGACUUACUGUCUUGGCAUAUCAAAAUAACAUUGUCUUAAAAUAAAUCGAAAUAUCUUGAAAUGAUGACAUUUCCAUUACAUAAUGACUAGUUUUCUCAGAAUAUUGAUGCAGUUUAGCAAAAUAAUUUAAUCAGGGGUUCUUUAAGUGUUCAUGGUUUUAUAUGACACAAUUUUCUUCGCUAAGGGAUCCUUGGAGAACCAGUGUGUAGGUUUAAUUCAAGUCCAUAAAUCUAGCCAAAAGUGAUGGCACCCAUUACUUCUAAAGGGCCCAUAUCCUUCUUUUUUUCUGCUGUUUUACUUUUUUGUUUUUGGGUGGUUAUAUGUACCACAAACAACUGCAUAAUUUCCAACAUAUUUUUGUACCUUAGAGUUCAGCACAUUUUUUUUAUUACCUUUAAGAUUGAUAUGUGAAUGGGUUUGGUUCUGAUUGGCUGCCCUGUAUUGUGCCUCAUUCACGAAGCAUUCCAGGCUGAAGAACACAUUGGUGACACUUUAUUUUGAGUGGUCCUUUUAGAUAAAACAAACACUCAACAGACUCUCAGUAACAUGUGAAAAAAAAUUAGAGGGUUAGGAUUAUGUUUUGGUUUAAGGUUAAGGUUAGGGUUAGGAUUAGGGCCAGGGUUAGGGUUAGGAUUUGCGUAAGGUUGGGUAUGGUUAGGUGUUUGGUAAGGUUGGGUAAGCUUAGGUUUGGGCAAGGUUAGGUUUUGCGUAAUUGAAGUAACAUAUUAACGAUACGAUCGAACGAUCUACUUAAUGUAAAUAAUGUAUCAACAGAACAUUAAGAUAUUUACUUCAGUGUAUUCAGAUGCUUCACUACUGCUACUUCACUGAUAUGUUGCUGAUGUGUUACUCUGUUAAGAGUUUAAUCGUCUACAAAGGACCACUCCAAAUAAAGUGUUGCAAACACUUCUUAUAACUUCAGAAAGAAUGGGCGGGGCUAUGUAUGGAAAUGCAUUGUUUUUUUUUCUGCCAUUAGAAAAACUGAUUCAAAACAGCUUAAAUGGUACAUUUUAAAACUACAGUUUUACAUACUACAUUGAACUGCUUGCUUUCAAAGAAGUAAGGAAAAUGUGGUUGAUUUUCCAUGAUAUGGGCCCUUUAAUGUAAGGAAAAUACAAGAUUUUCACUCUAAAAAAAAGUAAUGGCACCCUUUACUUUUAACUCAGCUGGUAUGUUCAAGUAAGACCUUUUUUGAAAGUCAUGAAACCCGACUGAUCCAGUAGACGCACUACUGAUGUACUGUCAAUAGCAUACAAACCUGUACUGUAAUGGAGAAUCUAGUGCAUCGCACCACCGCGCACUGUACUGCGGCUCAGAAAAUGUUGCCAAGGGAACGGCAGAGCAGCCGCCGCAAUUUAUAUGCAGUUAGGUCAGUCUUUCCUCGCUGACAGUGAAAGCGAUGAUGGGACCAAGAGGAAGAUCACAGUGAUUCGUAAGGAUUUGAUCAAAGUGCCUUUUUUGUUCUUUUUUUUUUUACCUUUUUUUGUGUAGCAGAUGGCCGACAUGACAGAUGGAAUGGAGCUACUGUCUGCGGAGCAUCAGCUUUGGUCUAUUACACUGCUGCUGUCUGCCAGUUACAAUGCACACCAGCGCUUUGAGUCAUUUAUAGCAAUUACAUGAUCGUUAUAAUGUGUACAUAAAGAUGUUCAGAAGCUUUAUGCUCACAUUUCCUUCUCUUUUCACGCUCUCUGUGUCUCUGAAGUGUGAAACCGAUGGGAUUUUGUUCCUGAGCAAUCGUGCGUGUUGAUAGCUGAUGUGAUUGUCCUUACUUGUGGAAUAUAUGUCCAGUUGUGUGAAAUGGCACUGUGGUAAAGGUGUAGCUGUUUAAUUUGGGAUAUUUAUGUAUUAUAUAUGGACAAUUUAUCAGUAGUAGAGCAAUUACAAGGCAAUGCAGCAGCAUUAUUAAUAGUAGUGUCUGACUCUAGAUGUGUUAUGUUUUGUUGCUGAACCUGAUUUAAAAGCUGAAUUGUAUGUUGAGUUUGUUAUAAUCAAUAAAACUGUUCUGAUGCAAA